This is a messenger RNA of Oppiella nova, 804 nucleotides long. Lineage: Eukaryota; Metazoa; Arthropoda; Arachnida; Sarcoptiformes; Oppiidae. The record is from the annotation of a GenBank genome assembly.
AUGAUUUGCAAAUUGUUGCUGAAUAUAUUGCUGGUUAUAACAGUGGUUGUGAAUGAUUGGGUCAGUUGUGUAACAAUGGGUGGCUUUGAAGCGCCUAAUACUGUGAAAGCCGGCGAUAAUCUGACGCUGAACUGCACCGUUACCUUCACUCCUGAGGAGAGACUCAAUUCAGAGAUAUCUAUGACUAAAGACGGACAGGAGUUCUAUCGAUUCAACAGAAAAUCAAUGAAUGAGGAAUUAAAGUCAAUCCCCGGUAUCGACAGCAAGCAAAUGGACACACCGAUGAAUGUGCCAGGGUGGGUCAGACUCAAGAAUGCCAAUCUCCACUUCCAGGGCACCUAUGCCUGUGUUGUCAUCACUAAUAUCAAUAACAAUCUGAGCGAACAAUCUAUGAAUAAAUACGUGACUUUCGACCCAUCAAUGGGUGACUAUCCGAAGAAUGGCGCACCAAAUGAACAGGCAGAAACUCAGAAACCGUUUCACAACCAAAUCUGGCCGUUGAUUGAAGACCAUAAAGAGGUGUCAUUGCGUGUAAUACCGGCCAAAUUGAACGAAGAGGCCGUUGGUUUUGAUGGGGUUUUCUUUAAUCAUCUAAGAAGUGGUCGGAUAGCCAUGUUUGAGCCCGAUUAUCUCACUGAAUUCAUCAAGGAUGUCUACUGUCGCAAAGUAACCGAUAUAAAGUGGCAUAUGUCACCACCCAUUGAUUAUAGAGAAUCUGUUAUCCAAUGGACUGAUGAACCAGUGGUUUAUGAAUUCGAGUUCAGUGGCCGAGCUAUUUGGUGGUCAAACGACCCGAGACUGUAG